CAGCAAAGAACAAGAGCUGAAAUUUGCAGCACAAAAGUCCACUUCCCAAUUCGCAUCGUUGACCAUGAUUUUGCAUCUCGGAACCUUCCUUCAAUCUUCUUAUCAAACUUGGGGUGUACGUUUGAACAAUCCCAGUUCCUGUUCUUGGAGAUUCAAAUCCAGUUACCAAAUCUCUCUCUCUCCACAAAGCUUCUGAAAUUCUUUCUCUUCAACGAUGGCUUCCAUCUAUUCCUGUUCAGAAUGCGGAACAAAUCUCAAUCUCAAUUCCAGUCAUCUCUUCCCGCCGGAUUUCUAUUUCGAGGCCGGAAACAAGGGAACCCUUUCGUUUUCAUUCAUCGACUCCACCAAGUUCCGUCUCGAGAAAGAGGACAAGCUCCGUCCAUUCUUCGAGACUCUCAACUAUUGGGGAAUCCAGCGUAAACGGACCAAGCUCAAGUGCACCUCCUGUGGGCAUCUUGUCGGCUAUAUUUACGAUGAUGGUCCUCCUCUUACCGAUAGUCCAGUGAGUUUCAGAUACUGCAGAGUGACAUGAUCAACAGGAAAGAAACUCAUUGUUGCACCAUAGUCAGGAGACAUUUAGCAACGGUGGCUCUGUCAGCUAAAGAAAGUUCACUCAUGCCUUCUCCAGCAUAAGAAAAUAACAGGUUUCUUUUUUUCCUUUCUCUCUCUCUCUCUCUCUCUCUCUUCUUCUUCUUCCUUUUUUUUUUUUUUUUUUUUUUGGCUUUCUGAUGAAUUAGAAGGACUAAUAAUUCUGAAGAACCAAACCAACGAUGAUUUAAGAAGAUGAAGAUUACCAUAGAACUCAACAAAUUUUCCAACAACCCCAUGUUUUCUGAGCAUUUGAGUUACAGUCAAGACCAAGUCAGUGGCCGUCACACCAUCUCUCAGUUUUCCUUUCAACUUGAAUCCAACUACCCUAGCCAAGACCAUGCUCAUGGGCUGCACAAGUAAUAGCUUAAGAUCUAAAUUUCUUUCUUUACAGUUUGUUCGGUUCGUUAUCUCGGAACGUAGAAAAAAGAAUUAUGAUUGUAUGAGAUCUUAUUUAUUUAUUUAUUUUUAGGGGUGGAUUGAAGUAUUUGCUCACAA
Cucumis melo (muskmelon) is the source of this 1086-nucleotide messenger RNA. RefSeq lists its product as uncharacterized. Lineage: Eukaryota; Viridiplantae; Streptophyta; Magnoliopsida; Cucurbitales; Cucurbitaceae. The transcript has 2 exons. The coding region runs from base 215 to 532 and encodes 105 amino acids. The record is from RefSeq and is a predicted model, not a curated record.